Gossypium arboreum is the source of this 5200-nucleotide messenger RNA. Its product is annotated as callose synthase 12-like. Gene Ontology annotation, cellular component: plasma membrane; 1,3-beta-D-glucan synthase complex. Gene Ontology annotation, biological process: (1->3)-beta-D-glucan biosynthetic process. Gene Ontology annotation, molecular function: 1,3-beta-D-glucan synthase activity. NCBI's taxonomy places the organism in Eukaryota, Viridiplantae, Streptophyta, Magnoliopsida, Malvales, Malvaceae. The record is from RefSeq and is a predicted model, not a curated record.
ACAAUCCUACUCAACUUCCUGGUAUCCUGUUUGCAUUUCCUCCAGCAGUUUUGGUGCCAUGUCCCGACCCUGUAACCGGCUUUCACUAGAAGGCGAAGGGUACAACAUAAUCCCUGUUCACAAUCUCGAUGCCAAUCAUCCCUGCGUUCGGUACCCUGAAGUACGCGCUGUCUUAUUAUCUUUACGCGCCUUGGGUAACCUCAGCGAGCCACCAUACCACACAUGGCAUCCUUCUUCCAUGGACCUCCUCGAUUGGUUGGGACUAUUCUUUGGUUUCCAACGCGAUAACGUAAAGAACCAAAGGGAACACCUUGUUCUCCACUUGGCUAAUGCCCAUAUGCGCCUCUCUCGGCCACCGGUUGACAACAAUGGAACCUUCCAAGCCAUAGUCCUCCGCGAAUUCCGGCGUAAGCUACUCGAAAACUACACUAACUGGUGUUCUUACCUGGGGAAGGCAUCCAACGUGGACAGCUUGGAGUCUGAUACUCGUAGAGAGUUGCUUUACGUUGGACUGUAUUUAUUGAUAUGGGGAGAAUCCGCGAAUUUGAGGUUCAUGCCCGAAUGCAUCUGCUACAUUUUUCAUCACAUGGCCAUGGAACUGAACAGAAUCCUAGAACAUUACAUUGAUGAAGAAACGGGACGGCCAUGGAUACCAUCGAUAUCUGGGGAAAACGCGUUUCUAAACCGCGUUGUAAAGCCAAUAUAUGAUACGAUCAAGGCCGAGGUGGCGAAAACAAAUGGAACCGCCCCGCAUGAUAGGUGGAGGAACUAUGAUGAUUUCAAUGAGUACUUUUGGAGCAAGAGUUGUUUUCAUACUCUCAACUGGCCACUUGAUUUCAACAGUAAGUUUACAAGUGAAAGGAAAACUGGGUUUGUUGAACGAAGGACGUUUUGGAACGUUUACAGAAGCUUCGACAGGCUAUGGGUGAUGCUGUUUCUCUUCCUUCACGUAAUGGUAAUCUUGGCCUGGGAGGGGAAGAAGUAUCCAUGGCUGGCUUUGGAUAACAAGGAUGUUAAGGUUCGAGUUUUAUCAUUGUUCAUCACUUGGAGUGGAAUGAGGCUUUUCCAUGCUUUACUUGAACCAGCUAUGGAGUUUAGUCGAGUUUCGAGACAGACGUCGCGACUGGUCCUUGGGAAGGUGCUAAGGAUUUUGGUUGCUGCAGCAUGGACUGGCGCAUUUGUGUUUUGUUACACAAGGAUUUGGGAGCAAAGGAACCACGACAAGCAUCGGUCUAAUGAGGCUAACCAAAGGGUAACAUUUUUUCUAGGGCUUGCAUUUCUUUAUGGGUUACCUGAACUGGUGGAAUUGGUGUUAUUAUUCCUUCCUCGUAUUUGGCUGAAUUCGAAAGUAUUUGACCCGCUAUCAUGGUGGUUCCAUGGUGACUGUUACAUCGGUCAAGGAUUGAGGGAAGGGGUAGUUGAUAGAAUCAAGUAUGUCCUAUUUUGGGUUGUGGUGUUAGGUACAAAAUUUAUCUUCAGUUACUUCUUCCAGAUCAAGCCCAUGAUUAACACAACAAAACAAUUGUAGGAUUCAACAAUUGCAGAGCAUGAGUGGGACUGGCAAGCCAUCUUUAGUGUCAGCAACAAGUUCAUCAUUGGAUUGUUGUGGUUGCCGGUGGUGUUUGUUUACUUGGCUGAUACUCAGAUUUGGUACUCAAUCUAUUCUCCCUUUGUGGGGGCUGCCAUGGGGUUGCUGCAAAUGUUGGGUGAAAUUCGAAACAUCGAGCAGCUGAGAUGGAGGUUUCGGUUUUUUGCCACUGCCAUUCAAUUCAAUUUGAUGCCACAAGAGGAAAUAAAGAUCUCUGGUGGAUCGUUAAGGGAAAAACUGUGUGAAGCCUUUCAUCAGCUGAAGGUGAGAUGUGGGCUGCAACUGCCUUUCAAAAUGGUUGAACUCGAAUCGAACCAGGUUAAGGCUAACAAGUUUGCUUUGAUAUGGAAUGAAAUAGUUACCACUUUUAGGGAAGAAGAUAUCAUAUCUGAUCAAGAGGUUGAGCUACUACAGUUGCCUCCGAAUUCAUGGGAAAUCAGGAUCAUUCGUUGGCCAUGUUUUCUUUUGGGGAAUGAGUUGCUACGCGCUCUUGAUCUGGCUACGGACUUAUAUGAUGCGCCGGAUAACUGGCUCUGGUAUAAAAUAUGCAAGAAUGAGUAUAGGCGUUGUGCUGUGAUUGAAACAUAUGAUUGUGUCAAGUACUUGAUGCUUCAUAAACUAAUCAAAAGCAGUACCGAUGAGCAUUCCAUUCUCGAAGUCUUGUUUCAGGAAAUCGAUCAUUCUAUCGAGAUCAAGAAGUUCACUAAGACAUUUAGAAUGAUUGCACUGCGUCAAAUCCAUUCCAAGUUGAUAAAACUUGUUGAGCUGUUGCUUGAACCAAACAAUAAUAUGAAUGAGAUUGCUACUGCUAUGCAGUCACUUUAUGCAGUUGUUGUUUCUUACCUUUUCAAAGCAAAGAUGACUAUGGACCAGUUGAGGAAAGAUGGAUUGGCUCCCAAGAGUCGAACCGCCAUGGCUGAAUUGCUAUUCAAGAAUGCGAUUGAGUUUCCGGAUCCGAGUGAGGAGCACUUCUAUAUGCAGAUUAAGCGCUUGCAUACAAUUAUUACCACCAGGGACUCGAUGCAUACUGUUCCCCUUAAUAACGAGGCAAGGCGUCGACUUGCUUUCUUUAGUUACUCACUCUUUAUGAAAAUGCCUCGAGCUCCUCGAGUGGAGAAGAUGAUAGCUUUCAGUGUCCUUACCCCUUUCAACAAUGAACAUGUGUUGUACAGCAAAGAACAACUAAAAACUAAGAACGAGGAUGGGAUUUCCAUCCUGUAUUAUUUGCAGACCAUUUAUGAUGAUGAGAGGAAGAACUUUAUCGAAAGAAUGCAUCGAGAAAGAAUGGUGACAGCUAAUGAAAUAUGGACAACCAAGUUAAGAGAUUUAAGGCUUUGGGCAUCUUAUAGAGGCCAGACAUUUGCACGCACAGUCAGAGGCAUGAUGUACUUUUAUCGAGCUCUACGGCUGCUAGCUUUUCUCGAUUCUUCAUCGGAGACGAAUAUUACCGUAACAAAAGAGGAAGAAGGUAUUGCUUUGAUGAAGUAUACCUAUGUUGUUUCAUGUCAGAAGUAUUGGGAAUAUAAGGCCAUAGGGGACCCUCGUGCUGAGGAAAUCAUUGAUCAUUUGAAACACAAUGAAGCCCUUCGGAUGGCCCAUGUUGAUCAGGUUUCAACAGGGAGUGACGAGAAGGAAUAUUACUCGGUUCUCCUUAAGUACGACCGGCAAUUACAACGGGAGGUGGAGAUAUAUCGAAUCAAGUUGCCUGGUCCAAUGAACAUUGGAGAAGGCAAACCAGAGAAUCAAAACCAUGGCAUUGUCUUCACUCGUGGUGAUGCAGUUCAAACUAUUGAUAUGAACCAAGACAACUAUUUCGAGGAAGCACUAAAAAUCCGUAACCUGUUGGAAGAAUUCAAGCACCAUCAUGGAAUCCAUAGACCAACUAUCUUGGGAGUUAGAGAACAUAUUUUCAGUGGCUCUGUUUCGUCAGUUGCUUGGUUUAUGUCAGCACAGGAAACGAGUUUUGUUACCUUAUUUCAACGUCUCUUCGCGAAUCUGCUGAAAAUCCGAAUGCAUUACGGCCAUCCUGAUGUGUUUGAUAGGUUUUGGUUCAUGACUCGUGGCGGCCUUAGUAAAGCCUCCAAAGUGAUUAAUAUCAGUGAGGACAUUUUUGCCGGCUUCAACUGUACUUUGCGAGGGGGCAGUAUCACACACCAUGAAUACAUUCAAGUGGGUAAAGGACGAGACCUUGGGUUGAAUCAAAUAUCAGCUUUUGAAGCUAAGAUAGCUUGUGGGAAUGGUGAACAAUUCCUCAGCAGAGAUGUUUACAGGUUGGGUCAAAGACUUGAUUUUUUCAGGAUGUUAUCAUUCUUUCACACGACAAUUGGAUAUUUCUUCAAUACAACAGUGAUCAUCCUUUCUGUCUAUGGAUUCCUAUGGGGUCAACUUUAUCUGGCUCUCAGUGGUGUCGAGAAUUCCGUUCUAGGGUACAAUAACAAUAGCAGGAAAGCACUGAGCGCUGUUAUCAAUCAAGACCUCAUCAUCCAGUUUGGUCUCUUUAUGACACUUCCAGCAAUAUUCGAGAGCUCCGUCGAAAACGGUUUCCUUGAAGCCAUUUGGGAAUUCUUGGUUAUGCAGCUCCAGCUUUCAACUGUUUUCUACACGUUCUCAAUGGGAACACGUGCACAUUUCUUUGGUCGGACUGUCCUUCAUGGAGGUGCAAAGUAUCGACAAACCGGGCGUAAUUUCGUCGUACGACACACAAGUUUCGCAGAGAAUUACAGAUUGUAUGCACGCAGCCAUUUCAUAGCCAUUGAGUUUGGAUUUAUUCUCAUGGUUUAUGCAACAUGCACCCCAUCAGCCAAGGUCACAUUUUUUUACAUAGACAUGUCAGUCACAUGUUGGCUCCUAGUUCUCUCAUGGAUAUUUGCUCCUUUCCUAUUCAAUCCUUUGGGUUUUGAUUGGCUCAAGACCGUGUAUGACUUCGAGGAGUUCAUGAACUGGAUUUGGUGCCGCAACGGAGUAUUUGCAAAGGCUACACAAAGCUGGGAACGUUGGUGGAACGAGGAGCAGGACCAUUUAGUCACAACCAGCCUAUGGGGACAGCUACUGGAAAUCGUUUUGAACCUACGGUUCUUCUUCUUCCAAUAUGGAAUUGUAUACCAUCUGGGAAUAUCAGGCCAAAGUAGGAGUGUUUUCGUUUACUUGUGGUCUUUGAUCUUCAUAUUCGCAGCAUUCGGAAUCUAUCUAACGAUGUCGUAUGUUCGAAACAACUACGGGGCAAAAAAGCAUAUAUAUGUUCGGCUGGCUGAAUUCCUUUUGAUGGUACUUGGUAUACUUCUUGUUAUUGCUCUGAGACAGUUCACAGCCUUCAGAUAUGUUGAUAUUUUCAUCAGUCUAUUGGCUUUUAUUCCCACUGGUUGGGGACUUUUAUCCAUAGCUCAGGUAUUUCGACCCCUUCUUCGGCGUACCAGACUGUGGGACUCUGUGGUUUCCUUGGCUCGAUACUAUGAGAUAAUGUUUGGAGUCAUAGUGAUGGGUCCAGUGGCAGUUUUAUCAUGGAUGCCUGGAUUCCAAUCAAUGCAAACAAGGAUUCUAUUUAAUGAAGCAUUUAGCAAAGGCCUGCAAAUGUUCAAGAUUAUUACAGAGAAAAUACACCUAAAGGAUGUCUAA